AUGGAAAGGCCAAACAGAGAGAAUCCGCCGGAAGGCGCGAUGCCGCCUCCGAAACGCGUUUGCUUCAAACAGGAGAAAGAUGUAAAACUCGUGGAAAAGUGGGACCAGGAAGAAAUCUUCUCGCCACCAGAAGGAAACGAAGAUGAUACAUCGGGAGAUCUCGACUCCCAAUAUUCCAAAGAUGAGGUGGAGAAGAUUCGUCGGCGGAAGAAAGUCCUCGCCGCUGGGGUUGGAUCUCUCGGCUACAGCGUCGGCGACACAGACGUGGACACGGUCAACACCCGCUCGGCUGCCGUCGCGGCCUCUGAAGCGGAUCCAGAAGUCGAAAAGGACGAGAAGGGCGUUGUCUUUGAGCCUUUCAACAUGCGGCGAGAGCUGCAGGAAGGCACUUUCGACGAGGAAGGGAACUACAUCUGGAGAGCGAAACAGCCGAGCGUGAUUGCAGACGGUUGGCUAGAUGCGAUCGACUCUGGCGACGCCAACACGGCCUUUCGUACGGAAGAGGCGCGGCAACGCGUGCUGUCGGAGAUGCGCGCCGAGCCGGAGGCGACUGUUGUGGACGUGACCGCGAGUCUGGCCGCGCUCGCCGAGCUCCUCGACUGCGGAGAGUCCGCGACGGAGGCGAUGCGGCGGAUCAAGGCCGGGGCGAGUCGGCGCGCCGCUGGCGAAGUCGCGGCCGACGGGGGCGAGGAGCGAAGCGCAGGCAGCCGCGAGCGACAGAACAAACGGAGACGGCGCGAAGAAGAGGAAGAAGACGAAGCCUUCUGUCGCCCCACUGCGAAACGGACGCGCCGGAAGAAGCGCGAAGAAGACGCAGGCCACGAAGAACACGAGGAAACACAACCCGAGGGAGAAGACAAGGAGGGACCGAACGAGAAGGAACUGAAAGAGAAGGAACUGAAAGAGAACGAAGAGAAGGGCGGUGCGUCAGCGCCUUCUGACGAGACAGAGACGCAGAGAGAAAGGGAGAACAAGGGCGGGUCGGGACGAAACACCGCUCGUCUCUCUGGGAAACGAAAGGACGCGAAGAAAGGGAAAAUGAACGAAGACGAACUGCGCGUCUUCAACGCAAUCACCGACCUGUGCUCGAACCUGAUGACCGUCGGGAAAAAUGUCUAUUUUCUGCGGAAAGAGGAUAUUUUGAAGGAGUUGAAAGAGAGGGAGAGUGAAAAGACGGCGACUGGCGCAUCGGAGGAGAGAAGCGAAGCUUCGCAGGCUGACGACGCCGCGGCUGAGGGGACCACGUACUGGCAAUUUCGCUGGGUCAACAACCCCAACGACACGGAAGUCCACGGCCCCUAUCCGGCCUCUCUCCUGCAAGCUUGGAUUCAGCAGGGUUUCGUCUCGGAUGCGACGGCGAUGCAGGUGCGUCAAGUCUCCGCUGCGAACGAACCUCUGGACGGCGUCUGGCUGUUGUGGAAGGAGGCAGACUUCCGGUCUUCUCAGGAGCAGGAAGACGACGAGAGGCUGCGCGAAGCUGAAGAAGACGAGAGGCAACGCGAAGCAGAGAGCGACGAAGAGCGCGCCAGAGAAAAGGAAAGGCGGCGGAAAGAGGCGAAGGAGCGAGGCGAAGAAGAAGAGGAAGACGAGGACAAAGACUUCCGAAAGAAUGAACGGGUCAUGAGAAUGCUCGAGACGUCGACGUAG
Messenger RNA from Neospora caninum, 1647 nucleotides. Its product is annotated as putative CD2 antigen cytoplasmic tail-binding protein 2. NCBI's taxonomy places the organism in Eukaryota, Apicomplexa, Conoidasida, Eucoccidiorida, Sarcocystidae. Gene Ontology annotation, cellular component: U5 snRNP. The transcript is spliced from 7 exons. Bases 1 to 1647 code for a protein of 548 amino acids. The record is from RefSeq and is a predicted model, not a curated record. Gene Ontology annotation, molecular function: protein binding.